GGCAAACUUCCGGUUGCUCCGCUUCUAAAAAUAGAAUCAAAGCAAAUCGUUUUUUCUGCAAAAUAAACCUAGAAUAAAUGAUAUAAUGGCAACAGCAGUUCAUUCAGGUGUGGCUGAGCAGCCUUUUUAUAACACAGGAGAUGAGGAAACUACCGAUGAUGCUAUCAGAUAUAUUUGGAACAGGACAGGAAAUCCCCCAGUGAAUGCAAACCAUGUGUAUCGUCUUAAGAAGCACAUGGAUAAAUUUCUUCAUCCCAAUCCCACAUUGAGGGAUAACACGGGAGGAACAAUCCCCACCCCAUCUCCAUGUGAACCCAUUGCAGAAAGUCUCCUUGGUUGGGAAGAUGUUUCUCCUCAGGACAACGUAGAAGCUGUAUUUCAUUUCAUCCCAGAAGAUGACCAAAAGUUUGCUUAUGACCAAUUUUUCAGAAAACUUGGUCGUGCCCCCAGAGUGCUGGAAUUCUCCCGGUUUCUUUUGAUAUUUCAAGGUAAUCACCUGACCGACUCUUCACGAAAGACAUUAGGACAGCUAUUCCUAGAAAAUGAAGAAUUCAGAGAAACACUUGAUCGUCAUCUGAAAACUAUUGAACUGCAGGAACAAAUGCUGAGUUCGAAGGACACCAUGAUUCAGGUGUUAGGUCAGUGCAACAAUGAAAACAAGAAAGAAGUAGAUAAUUUGCAGAGUCAGAAGAGAAACCUGGAGAGUAUCAUAACCAACGUCCAACACCAGAAAGCAGAUCUACAGCUUGAAUUCAAUUCCAUGAAGAGGAAAUUUGAUCAACAUCUUGCUGAGCUGGAGGAUGAAAGAACAGAUAAGCAACAGUUACAGGCAGACAAACAGGCCCUCAUACAUACUAUCACUGCACAUGAGCAUAACAUAGACAGACUGACAGGCACAGUCAAAGACCUUGGACAGAGACUGCACAGGGAGAGCAAGGAUAAGUCUGCCAUUUUAAAAGAGUUAUCAGAAAAAUUGAAAUUGGUCUCUGAAUUAGAGGAAGAUAAGGAAAUACUUAUGAUGGAAAAUGAGGCUCAAGGGAGGUAUUUUUUAGAGUUAAAAGAAGAAAAGAUCAAACUUCAGAAAGAAAAUGAGGAGCUAAAAGAAGCAAUUGAGAUUAGCAAAAUCAUAUUGGCAGAACAAUAUGAAAAGCUCAUGAUAAAAGUUGCUGAAUUAGAAAGUGAAAACUCUAAUCUGCAGAGUAAGACAGAGGAACAGUCAGCCACAAUCUCUGAUCUGGAGAGUAAGACAGGACAACAGUCUGUCACAAUCUCUGAUCUGGAGAGUAAGACAGAACAACAGUCUGUUACAAUCUCUGAUCUGGAGAGUAAGAACUCAGAUCUGGAGAGUAAGAACUCAGAUCUGGAGAGUAAGAACUCUGAUCUAGAGAAUAAGACAGAACAGCAGUCUGUCACAAUCUCUGAUCUGGAGAGUAAGAACACAGAUCUGGAGAGUAAGACAGAGCAACAGUCUACUACUAUCACUGCUAUUCAGCAACAAUACCAAAGGCAGCAAUAUUUUAUUCUCUUCUUGGCAGCUCUUAUUUUUGCAAUGGUCUGUUUACAAUUCCUCUCUCAAGGAAACAAUCUCCCUUCCAGAUCAUAGCAUGCUAUGUCAAAAA
Messenger RNA from Magallana angulata, 1619 nucleotides. RefSeq names its product paramyosin-like. The record is from RefSeq and is a predicted model, not a curated record. The coding region runs from base 86 to 1603 and encodes 505 amino acids. The transcript has 6 exons. NCBI's taxonomy places the organism in Eukaryota, Metazoa, Mollusca, Bivalvia, Ostreida, Ostreidae.